Messenger RNA from Camponotus floridanus (Florida carpenter ant), 4180 nucleotides. RefSeq names its product isoleucine--tRNA ligase, cytoplasmic (gene IleRS). Bases 200 to 3832 code for a protein of 1210 amino acids. The transcript has a single exon. Gene Ontology annotation, biological process: isoleucyl-tRNA aminoacylation. Gene Ontology annotation, molecular function: aminoacyl-tRNA deacylase activity; isoleucine-tRNA ligase activity; tRNA binding. NCBI's taxonomy places the organism in Eukaryota, Metazoa, Arthropoda, Insecta, Hymenoptera, Formicidae. The record is from RefSeq and is a predicted model, not a curated record.
AAUCAGGACAAAAGAAAUCAAGAUUUCUUUGGUCAAUUAAAUGCUGUGCCACCUCACAGGUAGAAUUUCUGAACGCAUCCUGACGUGUCGAUAAAGUAUUUGCGCAUGCGCGCGGUAACCUCGUGUAGAGAUACUAGAGGGAUUCGAAGGAUUGCUUCAUUUAUUCUUUUUCGAGUUGUUCCACGUGGUGAUAGUAAAGAUGUCUAAGGAAGAGGAAAUGGAAUUUCUUACGCACGAUACAAACUCUUCCGACUUAAACUGUCCAUUGAGAUUGCCGGAGACAAUCCAUUUCGCGAAAGAGGAAGAGAAGACGCUGGAAAAAUGGAAGACAAGGGAAACGUUCGAGAAGAGCAUGCAGUUGUCGCGAGACAGGCCCAGGUAUUCGUUUUACGAUGGACCGCCAUUCGCCACCGGUUUACCUCAUUACGGACAUAUCUUAGCCGGCACUAUAAAAGACAUCGUGACGAGGUACGCGUAUCAGUGCGGCUAUCACGUGGAGCGUCGAUUCGGUUGGGAUUGUCAUGGAUUACCGGUGGAGAAUGAGAUAGAUAAGGAGUAUAACAUCAAGGGACCCGACGACGUAGCCAAAAUGGGCAUCAAAGAGUACAACCUCAAGUGUCGUAAAAUCGUGAUGAGAUACGCCGACGAAUGGGAAAAGAUCAUCACACGAGUAGGUCGAUGGAUAGAUUUCUCCAACGAUUACAAAACCAUGUAUUCAUGGUACAUGGAGUCCAUUUGGUACAUUUUUAAGCAGUUGUAUAAUAAAGGUCUUGUUUAUAAGAGUUCCAAGGUGAUGCCUUAUUCCACUGCUUGUAAUACAGUAUUGUCAAACUUCGAAGCGGGUCAGAAUUACAAAGAUGUUGUCGAUCCAUCCGUAGUGGUGGCCUUUCCUUUGCUCGCCGAGCCAGGUGUGUCCCUGCUGGCAUGGACGACCACUCCCUGGACGUUACCUAGUAAUUUGACGCUGUGCGUCAAUCCUACUUUUGAAUAUGUAGAGGUGAAGGAUAAUGCUUCCGGUAAUAUUUACAUCAUAUUAGAGGCUCAAUUGAAACUUGUUUUUAAAUCCCCAGAUCUUUACACUAUACUAGGUAAGAGGAAGGGCGUGGAUCUGAAAGGAAAGGAGUAUGAACCACCAUUUCCAUAUUUCAAGCAUCAUAGAGAGAAGGGUGCUUUCAAAGUAUUGAACGAUACUUAUGUCACAGCGGAGACAGGAACUGGUGUCGUCCACCAAGCUCCAUACUUUGGUGAAGAUGAUUAUCGAUGCUGUCUAGAAGCUGGUGUAAUAACCAAAGAACAGAAAAUUGUAUGUCCUGUAGACAGCUGUGGUCGCUUUGUAGAACCAGUUCGUGAUUUUCUUGGCAUGUAUGUCAAGGAUGCAGAUAAAGAGAUAAUCAAAUAUCUUAAAGCUAAUAAGAAAUUGAUCGUAAAUAGUACAGUGAAACACAGUUAUCCGUUUUGCUGGAGAACUGACACACCGCUCAUUUACAAAGCCGUACCUUCUUGGUUCCUCAGGGUAGAAUUGAUCAAAGAACAGUUAUUGACGGCAAAUAACGCAACUUAUUGGGUACCCAAUUAUGUGAAGGAGAAACGAUUCGGCAAUUGGCUGCGUGAUGCCCGCGACUGGGCCAUCAGCAGAAAUCGUUACUGGGGCAAUCCUAUACCGCUGUGGAUCUCCGAUGACCAGGAAGAAAUUGUGUGCAUAGGCAGCAUUGAAGAGCUGGAACAAUUGACGGGCACAAAAAUAACGGACAUUCAUCGAGAGAGCAUUGAUCAUUUGGAGAUACCGUCGAGACGAUCCGGGCAUCCGCCGUUGCGUCGCAUACCCGAGGUUUUCGAUUGCUGGUUCGAAUCCGGUUCCAUGCCGUAUGCACAAGUGCAUUAUCCGUUCAAGCAACAAGAAGAUUUCGACAAAUGUUUCCCGGCGGACUUUAUCGCCGAGGGGAUUGAUCAGACGCGCGGUUGGUUCUACACACUUCUGGUGAUAUCUACCGCGUUGUUUGGUAAAGCGCCAUACAAGAAUCUCGUUGUCAACGGUUUGAUCCUCGCGUCUGAUGGCCAGAAGAUGUCGAAACGUAAAAAGAAUUAUCCUGAUCCGCUGGAUAUAAUCAGUAAAUAUGGAGCGGAUGCCCUACGGCUCUAUCUCAUCAAUUCGCCAGUCGUAAGAGCUGACAAUUUGCGAUUCAAAGAGGAGGGUGUCCGAGAUAUUAUCAAGGAUGUUCUUUUACCUUGGUACAACGCAUUCCGGUUUCUUGUACAAAAUAUUGAUCAAUUCGAGAGAGAGGUGAAAGAAAGAUUUGUGUUUGACGAAACAAAUCUUACUUACUCUGACAAUAUAAUGGACAAAUGGAUUAUAUCUUUCACCCAGACGCUAUUGGUUUUCGUGGGGAAAGAGAUGACGGAAUACAGAUUGUACACUGUAGUACCUUACUUAAUAAAAUAUAUAGAUAAUCUUACAAACUGGUACGUAAGAAUGAAUAGGAAACGUAUCAAGAACGAAGAUGGCUAUGAUGAUUGUAAGAAUGCGUUGAAAACUCUAUUUCUGGUUAUUUACACAAUGGUACGAGUCUAUGCACCAUUUACUCCAUUUAUAACAGAAUAUAUGUUUAACUGGUUGUCAAGGUGGUUGCAUAUGGAGGCUAACACUAGUGUGCACUUUCAAAUGUUACCACAACCGUGUGAUCAUUUGAUAAAUAAUAGCAUAGAAAGGGCUGUAUCACACAUGCAGACUGUCAUCGAAUUGGCGCGUAUCGUGCGAGACAGAAAGACCAUACCCACGAAAUAUCCCUUGCGAGAAAUCGUAGUGAUUCAUCAGGAUGAGGAGGUAUUGAAGGAUAUUCUUCUGUUAAAAGCGUAUGUACUCGAAGAGCUCAACGUUAGAAAAUUAACAGUAACUAGCGACAAAGAGAAAUAUGGUGUGACUCUGAGAGCCGAACCGGAUCACAAGACUCUCGGUGCUCGCUUGAAAGGUGAAUUCAAACAGAUUAUGCAGGCCAUCAAAGAACUGUCCGACGAACAAUUGCAAAAGUUCGUCGCCACGAAGGAGAUUAUUGUGGAGGGUCAUAAACUUGAAGAGCAGGAUCUGCGUCUGAUGUUCAACUUCACCGGUCCUACCGCCAAAGAAUUAUCGAAGCAAUACGAAGCUCACAAUGAAGGAAGCAUGUUAAUUCUCCUGGACAUCACUCGCGACGAAGAGCUAUAUAACGAGGGAAUAGCGCGGGAAGUAAUUAAUCGAGUACAGAAGAUGCGGAAGAAGACUAAUCUCAUACCAUCUGAUGAAGCUAUCGUGUUUUACGACUUCAAGGACAUGAAUAGUACAUUGGCCAAGGUGAUCAUCAGCCACAGGAAAUUCAUCGAAAACACGACCAAGACUCCGUUAAAAGAUAUUGCGGACUUUUCUCAGAAUACCAAUUACGUUACUCUUUCUAGUGAAAUGCAAACAAUCAAAGAGGAAAAAGUGAUGUUUUCGUUAGCUCGGAAACAAGCAGAAAUGCCCAAACAGAACGUAGAAAAUCGAAAACAGAAAGAAUCGCAGAGGGCUCAUGUCUUCAUGACGCUCAUAGGUUUACAACCGAGAUUCGAUGCGGCGAGAGUCAACGGUCAUAAAAACAUCGUCAAGAUUUGGUUGUGUGCUGAGCAACUUGGUAUCAUCACGCAUGAACGUCUGAAACAGGAGAUUGAGUUAGUAUUCGGUAUUUAUGGUUGUUCGUACGACUUGUAUCUCAACAAUGAAAAAUUUACCGUAACAAUCGAUAAUACGCCGGUAAAUAUAAACUUAUUAAACGGACAGACAAUAAAAGUCGUGAAACCAGGAAUGCCAUUGUCAUCCGACUAAUGACACUUUAUUAUUUGAUAUUAUCAAAAUGACAAAUUGAGAAAGAAUAAAGCAGUAAAUCUCAUAAAUAAAUAUUAUUAUUAUAUUUUAUAAUAUGUAAGUUCCUAAAAAAGAGAUAAUGUUUUACAAUACACUUCUUAAAUUAGGUAAAUGUUGAGUGAGAUAUUCUAAGAUAUUCAGUUUUUUGUUUAUUAAUGAAAAUAUUGUAAACCAUAAGAGACUAUUUAUCUCUUAAGUUAAUAUUGCAACAUGGUCUCUCUCUUUUUUAACAUAUACAUAAUGAUUUAAUAUUUAACUUAACAUCAUUAUGCACAGAUACAGUCUCCUUCAAUAAAAAUUAUAUUCAUA